Messenger RNA from Coregonus sp. 'balchen', 21300 nucleotides. NCBI's taxonomy places the organism in Eukaryota, Metazoa, Chordata, Actinopteri, Salmoniformes, Salmonidae. The record is from the annotation of a GenBank genome assembly.
AUGGCGUGGUCACCUCCCCGGUCGGGGCCCUUAGUGGCCCUUGUGGCCCUCCUUUUCCUCGGUUUGACUUCCAGCAUCCCAUCUGGCCCAGCCUCUGAUACCUGCGCCACCCUGGAGCAGAGCCGCUUCUUCGGGCUGUUCUCUUCGACCGCCAACCUGCCCUCCACACCGUGCUCCUGGACCCUGCAGAACCCAGACCCUCGCCGCUACACCGUCUACAUGAAGAUCACCAAGCCCACCGACUCCUGCCUGCCCCGCCAGGUCAAGACCUUCCAGUUCGACUCCUUCAUCGAGACCUCUCGCACCUACCUGGGUAUGGAGAGCUUUGAUGAAGUCGUCCGAUUGUGCGACGCUUCAACGUCUGUAACCUACCUGGAGUCCAGCAAGCAGUUCCUGCAGCUCCGUAAGGUGGCGCCAAGACACAACCUGGAGAUUGUGGAGGGAGACAGCAAUGGUGAGUUCAAGGCCGAGUUCCUGGUGGUGGGCAAGAGGAACCCCAGUAUGCCAGCGUGUCAGAAGCUGUGCCAGUGGCUGGAUAAUUGUUUGUCCACCAGCACCCAUCCCAACCCCUGUGGCAUCAUGAACACCCCUUGCCAGUGCUGGGAGACCCCUGUCAGGAAGCCAGGUGGCUGCUACCGUGGAGGCAUCUACCAGGAGGAGUGCAUCCCAACUCCCAGAGACACUGGACGUGACAUUGUACGCGACGCCGAGAUCAUAAGUGAGUAGAGUUACCACCACCUAACCUGCUUAUUGUGUAAUGCUCAAUGUCCACGACUGUUAUUGUGUAAUGCUCAAUGUCCACGACUGUUUUUGUUAUCCCAUCCACUAGAGUCUAGACUAUAUCUCAGUCUGGCUGAUUGGAGUCAUGUUCCCUUGGAAGCACAGCCUCCCCAUGCUGACCCCAACUAAUCAACCCUACCUCAAACUACCUCACACACCCCUCCCCCUGUUAAUGAUCUAAAUUCUAGAGGGAAAGAGAACGUGGGGUUCUGAUGAAGAUGUUCCCUUUGCUGCACCAGUAUCAUAAGGCAUAAAUGAAGGGUAUUAAGAAGAGACUGUGUGGCUCCUUAAGGGCUAAGUGGUCAGAUCGCUCCCACUGCAGACAGUGUAGUGCCAAUUCGUUUUCAUGGACUGCGGACAAGUUUGCUGGCUCUUUGCUGGGGGAUUGAGGGAUGCGAGAGGCACACACACAGUGUACACAAAGCCCUCACAGUUAGCUGGCACAGGAAAUCGAAGCCAAGCACUUGCAGUAACCGUAGCAACGCACCAGCCUUGCACACCGUGCUUUCCAUGGCGCUGGAAAGCAAACGUUCAUUUCAAAUGAAAACCUUUUAUCUUGCAUGGCUUCUCACAAAGAGCUGUCCUUGUGCAUUUCUCCUCAGCUCCCUGACAGGCACAGUAAUGACCAGCUUCCAGUUUUUACAUCGAAAUCCUUGAGAACACUACCUGAAAAACCAUUUACAUUCUUACUGAACUGUAGCAAUUUCUAUAUCUCCAUUUCUGAGCAGUAGGGCUUUUUAAGAAAGAGUUAAGCUCCAUCCACAUUUAUAUACCAUUGUCUUUGGACUUGUGUAUCAUGCCAUGUGCCUCUUCUUUCUCUCUCCUGCAGAGAGCUGGAGUGGAUGGGGCCGUUGGUCUGAGUGCAGUAUGGAGUGCGGGGGUGGAGUCCAGGUGCGCAGCCGAGCUUGUCAUCCAGAGGAUAGUGUGUGUGAAGGCGUGGUCGAAGAGGGGCGGGUCUGCAACCCUCAUCCCUGCAUUGGUGAGUCUACCUGUCAAUCUAGCUGUCUGUUUGUUUUCUUGUAAGUCUGUAAUGUCCAACCUACUGUCUGUCUUUGUGUUGAUGUGUUUGGAAGCAGCUUGAGUUUCAGCUCACUAAUCAUCCUUUACCUCCACAGGUCAAGUGCGCGCCCGUAGCCAAGCCCUGGCUUCCAUUGUUGGCCUGAAAAGAGAAAACGCUGAUGUUCCUAGCACUGGAGUCGUGGCCCUUCAAACAGGUGAGACCCACAUUCUGGGGAUAAAGGAUAACCGGUAGAUAAUUUGCUUGUUUGUGAUGUAUAGUGGUACGGCUGCCAGACCUUUAACGCUGACUCUUUGAUCCUGACCUUUGUAGUGGACUCUGCUGCGGUUGCAGAUGAGUGGUCCCCCUGGAGUGUGUGUUCAGUGAGCUGUGGAGAGGGCUGGCAGGCCCGCACCCGUUUCUGUGUUACCUCCUCCUACAGCACCCAAUGCACCGGCCCCCUCCGCGAGAACCGCCCCUGCAACAACACCAUGGUCUGCCCCGGUAAGUGGUGGCUCAUUUACCAGGGCGUGUUUAGGGUGGUGUUUAGGGUGUCUGUGUGUAUGUGUGUGUGUGUGUGUGUGUGUGUGUGUGUGUGUGUGUGUGUCUCUAGACAGGUUGCCAACUAUGGUAAAGAUCACAACUCCACCUAGUGGAUAGCUCAUGAAAUUGUCCCCUCCCUGAACUCACAGUCAAUACCCAAAGACCCUACAACUCAGUUACCUACGAAUAAUGCAUAUUCAUUUUGAGGGCAAAUAAACCAUAACUGUAAAAAUGUAUGUUUGGUGACAUGGUCUGAAUUUUUCCUCUUGUUUUCAGUUGAUGGAGCUUGGGACGAGUGGUCCCCAUGGAGCCUGUGCUCGUCCACCUGCGGCCGUGGUUACCGUGACCGCACCCGCACCUGCAAGCAGCCCCAGAACGGAGGAGAACCCUGCAAGGGACCUAUCAAACAGACCAAGUUCUGCAACAUCGCAGUCUGCCCAGGUUAGCCUUAUUACUUACUCAUGAUAUAUGCCACUUAGCUGACUCUUUUAUCCAAAGCAACUUACAACAGUGAGUGCAUACAUUUAAGUAUAUGUGACCCUAGCCGGAAUUGAACUCACAACCCUAACUCAGCCACACAGGACCACUUACUUACUCAUCUUAAUGAGCAUAUAUUUGUCAAUGGGUUAGCUUUGUCACUGACCCCUGUGGGAAGAACUCUGACUGACUAAGAUACUUUCAUUUUCAAGGCUUCUCUCUUUCCUCCUUCCUGACUUCCUACCCAUUCUAACUCACAUCUAAAUCCUUUAGUAGUGGUGGUUAUCAUGGGGAGUAAAGUGUUGGUUUGGCAUCACAUCUGACGUAUUGUAUCUGCAGAACAAAUGCCUGCAGGACUUAGUCAUGGACUAUACAGGCAGUGAGUCAUACACUCCUCAUGGUCAUCCUCACCACACACACAGUUCUCUCUCUGGUGAUACAUACACACCGCCCACUGACAGUGAAUGGUUAGUCCUCUUCUCUCUCACCUGAAUAUUUAGUCAAUCUGGUACUUAGAUGUUUUUGUAAUUAUAAUAACAAUGGCUUUUUAUUUGCAAUUCCAUUGUUCACUUAGCACAUAACUGAUUUUCUGCCGCUCCUCAAUACAACUGAGUUAAUUAAUUGAAUGUGCCUGGCCAUGUAGUUUCAUACUGUGGACAGCAGGUGGCAACAUGCACCACCAAGAGAAGACGGCUCGAAAUGACUGUCAUUACCUUGGGAAAAUCAAAUUUCUAACGCAAAAAACACAUUUCACUUUUUGAGGACAAUUCAUCUUUAAUAAUCUUUUUGGCACUUAAAAUAUUGAUUUGCCUUCUAAAAGAACAAUUAUAGAAUAGCCAGACUCAAAAAUGUCAUUAUCCUUUUUUGGUCUCUUUGCUAUCCAUUGAUAAUUAUCAUGAUUAAUUAAAUUUCUGACACAUUUUCUUGCCAUUUGGAAGACUGUUAUUUUAUAAAUGAAAUUUAUGAAAUUCAAAGCUGACUUUUGUUUUUAUUUCAAACUGUCUUUUCAUGUAUUUUCACCAGGUCAAUUUUCCUCCUUGCCCACCCAAGAAUAGACAAAGAGGACAGUUCUUAGAGCAGCAUUAAAAGUAAAGUGUUGCGCUGUAUCAAGUCCCCCAUCCAUUCCCAUUAGAACAAAACACUAGACUUGGCAGUGAGAAAAAAGGCUCCUGCUCACCCAUGUAGGCUGAAGGGAUCACUUAAUGAGGUGGAACUCUGGGAGCGAUGGAAUCUGAUGUAUUCCAAAAAAUCUUAAUUGGGCCUGCCUUCCUGUGUUGGGAAACAUUGGCUGCAUCUCAAAUGGCACCCUAUUCCCUAUAUGGUGCACUACUUUUGACCAGAGCCCAUAGAAUAGCUAUAGGGCUCUGGUCAAAAGUAGUGCACUAUGUAGGGAAUAGGGUGCCAGUUGGGACGUAUCCAUUAGAAAAAUAGGCCCAUCAUCUUUCUUCCCAUACGACACAUAGUAGUAGGCCUAUGUUGACCUGCAUUGAGCGAGCGGACAUUUUUCUCCCUUUAAAUACAGUACACUUGAUGAGGCUUUCCAGCGACUGGAGGUUUUGUGUGUCGUUUGAGUAUAGGCAAUUGGUUGGGGAGGCAUUUAGAGUUAGAGACACCUGCAGUGGUGCAUGAAGGACAAACGAGAACAGAAUUUGGGCCUUCACUACUACUCAGUCUCAAAGUAGAACAUGUUAAAAUGUUAAUAGCAUCUCUGUGCCAUGAUGAUUACUGGCCCGAGGCUUGAUGGUGUCCUAAUUCUCCACCUCCCUCUCUGGUUCCCUCUAGUGGACGGUGCCUGGAAUGAAUGGUCCGGUUGGACCACCUGCUCUGCCUCUUGCUCCAAUGGCACCAAGCAGAGGACACGUGAAUGCAACGGACCAUCCUACGGAGGCUCGGAGUGCCGUGGUGAUUGGCGUGAGACCAACAACUGCUUCCUGAAAGAUUGCCCAGGUAGAUAGCUAGCACCACCAAGAUUGGAAUGGAGACCUCUUUUGUCAUAAUAAGUUGUCAAGUACCCAGUUCCAGGCAUAGUCUAUGGGUAAAAGGCCAGUAUUGGGUAUUGUGGCUAUUGGUCAGUCUGUUGAAGGUCAGGGGAUAACAUUUGUUUUGUCUCUCUCUAGUUGACGGACGCUGGUUAUCAUGGAGCUCAUGGGGAAGCUGCAGUAAGACCUGUGGGGGAGGAAGCAAGCAGAGACAGAGGAUGUGUGAAGGACCUUACUUUGGUGGAGAGCCUUGCCCUGGAGACAGAGGGGAGCUGAGACGCUGCAACGAGAAAAGAUGCCCAGGUCAGUGAGUCAAAACAAACAUGGCUGACAUGUGGGAUGCAAUACAAUUCAGUGGUUCAACACAAAACAAUAGUAUUCAAAUACAACUUGACCACAGAAAACCAAGCAAUACUUUGAUUCAAUGCAACAAAAUAUGCAACCAAGUCUCCCUCUCUUCUCUUCAGAACCCCAUGAGAUCUGUCAGGAGGAGACCGAUGGUGAUGUUGUGUGGAAGAGAACCCCAGCAGGAGACAUGGCUGCCGUGACCUGCCCUACAGAUUCCACAGGUCAGUACAUUAACACAUGUAGCCCAUUAUUCUUAUAAGACAUACAUGUACUUCACAUGUUUAAGUAAUGUUAUCAUCCCUGUGUAUGAUCAUGCUGACCUCCAGUACUCUGUAAUACACACAGGCUUGAUCUUGCGCCGAUGCACCCUUGGCGCUGUAGGCCUUGCUUAUUGGGAGAACCCGACCUACAUCAAGUGCAUCUCCAAGAACUACCAGGACAUUUCCACAUUGGUAAGUUGACUAUACCAGAAAGGAGUGUCUGGAGAUCUUCCAACAAACCUGCUAGUUAUGAUCAUCUAUUGUUGGAUCACACAAAUAGUAGUCAAUCCUUUCAACUCUGAAGAUGUUGCCCUUAAAGUCAUAACUACAAACCCUUAGAGAUGGGGCUCAUUACAAUGAUAGAUACCUAAUAUGAAGACAGUUCAAAACACAUCUCCACCACCUAUGAUUUCCCGGCAGUGUACUCAAGCUACAGUGUAUCAGUACACUAGCUAGAGUAUCAAACUGCUAAUCAACCCAGAGCCCUCAAACUCAAUUCUGGAACACAAAGCCAGUUCCACUGUAUUUUUUAAUUGUUCCCCUCUAAUCAGGGACUGGUUAAGACCUGAGACACCAGGUGCUUGCAAUUAAAUAUCAGGUAGAACAGAAAACCAGUAGGCCCCAGACCUCGUAGGGUAAGAGUUGAAUACCCCUGACCUAGAGUGUGACCUCUCUACUUACCCUCCCUUCCUAUAGGCCCAGGAUGGUGUUGAUAAGGCUAAGAAGGGCUUGAUGACUGAUGGGAUUUCUGAGGUGAUCUCCCGACUGAGGGCCACCUCUGAUGAGGGGACCAAGUACAGUGGAGACCUGCUGUCCAUCAUGGAUGUCCUCAGGAACACCACUGAGAUCUACAAAGGAGCUGGAUAUAGCCUGAGCAAUGCUGAUGUGGAGGUCAGUCAGAAAUACUGUGUUGCUUUUGAAUUAAGCAUUGAAAAUAAAAUUGCAAUGUGUAUUGUCACUCACACAGUGUAAGUUAUUCAUUUUGCCAUGUGUAUGCCCUAACACUCCUCCAGCAAAGUAUGAUUUGGCCUUUAUUUGAUCAAGUCUAAUACUAUCGCUCAUAUCUCCUCUUCUACAGAACUAUGCACAGACAAUCAGCAACUUACUGAAGGAGGAACAUCAUGACAAAUGGGAGGAGGCACAGCUGGUGAGUGACAAGUUCUGACAGCAGAGUAUUUAUGAAAUGCAACAUAUUUUUACGUGUUAGUGUUUGUGUGUAUGACUGUGUAACUGAGAAAAAGAGUGGAGGAGAAGGUUUUUCUUCCUUUGUCAGGUUUUUGUAACUAAGUGUGAGUGGAGGAGAAAGUUUGGUCUGUGUUGAUGUCAAGUUGUUGUAAGCGAAUGGGGGGAAAUAGUGGUAACUGGUGAUACCUCAUUAUCACCCCAAAAACCCCAUUCAGUUUCCUACCAUGGAAGGAAUAGACACCAUAGUAAGAACAGGACACUCAGAGAAAGAAUGGGCAAAAAUGUGAGAAUAUUGAUUAAGAAAGGAACAGGGCAUGUGUCGUUUCAAUCCACACCCCCUUGACUUCCCUCACACCCCCCCCCCCCCCCCCCCCCCCCAUACUGAAGAUAGUGUUAGGAGCAUGUUUUUCAAUCCAUUAAGGAUAGCACACCAGCAUACUAUCUGACUCAUGUGUGUCUCACAGGGACCAUUACAUAUAGGGAUAAGUAGAAAUCCAUGUGACUCGUUUUUAGCAUCUUGUGCUCUGAAUCAGAUGUGCCUCUCGAGAAUUGUAAGGAAGCCUCUUGGCGUUUUUUAUCAUUUGUCAUGACAUUUUGCUAUAUGUUGAUUUUGUUACUUGAAAACCCUGUUCAAGUUAACUAUGGCCUCCAGCCUCAUGGAUAGGAUUAGUCAGGUUGUUAUUGUAAUAGAGAUUGUGUUCUCAAUAACCUACCUGGUUAGAUAAAGGUAAUACAUAUAUUAGUAUGGAAAACUCAUGUCACUAAUAAAAAGGCCCCACAUUCAGGGAAUAACCAUUUGCUUGUCAAAUUGAAGAUGAACUGAUUACGAAUUAGCAGUGUGUCAGUUAGGAGAGAGUUAACGCUCGGGGCAGAGAGAAAGAGCAAGGCAGGCAGGGAGAAUCACAACGCCCACCCUCCAAUCUGUGCGUCUCCAUACCAACCCACAGACCAUGGUCGUUGUAAAGAAGGGACACAUAUACAGACACUGUACAAUAUGUAUUACACAGAUAUACACACACCUUUUCGCCCACAUCGCUACAGUUCUGCGUCAGAGAGACGCAAGAGCCCUCCCUCCCAUCCACAGAGAACAGAGAGAAAAAGAGGAGAGUGAAUCAACAGCCUGCUGCCUGCUGCCCAUAUAUGGCCCUCCGGAAGUUAGGAAGCUCCAAUGUUGAUGAUAGUGCUUUUCACUGCUCAGGAACAUUAGUAUUGUGAAAGAAUAAGAUACAGUAUGAAAGCCAUUGCAUAUACAGUGCGGUAUAAGGCCUAUACAUUCAUUGUUCCUCUUUAAGCACAGCAUAGAUAAGCAAUGCUAUGAAAAACGAAUAGUCUCCCAGCCGGCAAAACUGGCAUUGUAAUAAUGACGCAAUUUCAAUCAGAUAACAACAAGUUCUGGUUGUAAAUGCGUUGUAAUGACGUUAAUUCAAACAACUUCAAACAAUCCGUGGAUGUUUAAGAUUUUCCUUUAUAUAAAUGUAACGUUAUGGUCUCCCCUCCUUUCUUUCUUUCUUCUCUCUCCCUCCUUCCACCUAUCUCUCCUCUAGAUGGGCGCUAACGUCAAGGAGUUCUUGCAGCUCGUCGAGGACUUUGUGGACAUGAUCGGUAUGCAGAUGAAGGACUUCCAGGACAUUUAUGAAGUCACAGAGAAUUUAGGUGAGCCCCAAAUUGUCCCUGCCAGCAGCUCUCUGCUUUACCUUUAUCCGGCCACAGAGUGCAUCAAUCUUAAUCAUGUCACUGAAGAGAAUAUCUAGAUUAGCAGGGGAAAAAAUGAUCUGUUAUCACUUUGACAUUUUUGCAGGCCCGUUUGUAGCUAUCCAUCUUCUAGAUAGCACAAAACCAUAGCAUCUGAAAAAUGUCAAAAAUCUCAUCAAAUCCAAUUUUAUUCGUCACAUGCUUCGUAGACAACAGGUGUUGACUAACAGUUAAAUGCUUACUUAUGGGUCCUUUUCCAACAACACAGAGUUCAAGAUAAGAUGUUUUAAAAUGUAAAUAGUGACACAAGGAAUAAAUAUACAGUGAAUAACUAAUAAAAAUAAAGAGUAAAAAUAACAUGGCUACAUAAAGGGAGUAGAAAAUAACAUGGCUAUAUACAGGGAGUACCAGUACCGAGUCGAUGUGCUAGAUGCAAAUAUAAACCCCAUCCUGUAUGUUACCAGUUACGUGGGAGGAAGCUAGAAUCAGAUUGGGUUUUACAUAAGCUCUCAGAAAAGACACAUACUUUCCAAACUGUAGAACUCACACGUAUUUUUUCUCAUUGCGACAGCAAUUUCUUGCCAUGUCGUUUUAGCAAAGGUGACAUUCACAGUCCCAGUUCACACAGGAUUCAGCAGCAACUCCUCCAGACAGUUAAAGACAUGACACAUGACGCAUGAAGCCAUAGCUGUCCUUGGUUCCUCUUGUUCAGAGUUCAAUGAAAUGAUUCUUCACUUACCAGACCCUAAAGGAGUCGCAGUAUCCUAUACACACCAUGUAUUCCAGGGACACUCUUUGACACAACACCUUCCAUCUCUUUUUCUCCUCUCCAGUGUUGAGCAUCCAUAAGCGCCCCACAGCCAUGACCACUGACUUCACCUUCCCAGUGAAAGGAUGGAGAGGCAUGAUGGACUGGGUCAGGACCUCAGAGGAGAAGAUCACUGUCUCCCGCGACGCUCUGUCCAUCGACCAGUCUGGUGAGAAUGGCAUACUGUAUUUAAAUAGUGUACAUUCACAACCACUGAUGCAUACAUUGUACAAAUAGUCUACAGAUACACAUGUAUGUAUGUAUUUGUAUAAAGAAACCGAUAGAAGACAGUAAAACAAACAAUUCUAGGAAGUCUCAAAACACCUUGAAGCUCUCGUCUGUUCUUGUUGACAGCCACUAUUUUCUUCUCUACUUGUGAAUAAUAAUAAUAAUUGUGUGUUUUGUCUGUUACAGAGGGUACCACUGCAUUUGUGACCGGGAUCGUUCUAUACAGAAACCUCAGCUCUAUCCUGUCCUUCCAAAGGUAAGACUUUCCUACUGAAUGACUCAUACUCUAUACUAGUACACUUUUACAGUGCCCUCUUGAUACACUUUGGGGAAGGUAGACUUUCCUCCAUUGAAACCCAGCAGGCACGGGACUGAUUUACAGGCAUAUGGUUACUCACUGUACAAAUCCCAUUAAAACCAUUUUAGCAUUCCACUGAAGUAUUCACCGUUGAUUGCCAAGGAAUCACGUCAAAUACUGGAAAUACUCCAACAGUACAUUACCAAUACUGUGCUUUUGUUUGACCAAAUGUCCUGUCUCUUCUCUCCUCAGUAACAGCAGCGUACUCAACUCUAAGGUAGUCACGGUUAUGGUCAAGCCCACCCCAGGUCUGCUGUCCACCCCAGUGGAAAUCGAGUUCCCCCACCUCCAUAAUGUAAGUUCCCAUUGGAUACCCACCUAAUGGCCCUUUAGAACUACAAAUCCCUUAUGGGUAUUGUAUUUUUUUUUAAACAAGCAUCUAUACAGUACAUUAAGUCGCAUUAAUAAACCUGCGUCAUUAUGGUAAUGAGGAGUGGCCAUUUUUAGUCCAGUAGGUGAGGUUAGCGUGAAAGAAACGUUGGAUGGUGUUUAGCGCCAUGCUGUUGCAUCUCACACAUAUGGUUAUAGAUGGAGGAAUCCAAUUGUACAUCCCACGCAUUUAAUUUUUCUUAGAUCCUUACCCCGCCUUUUCUAUUUUUCCAGGACACCAUCAAUGAAACUUGCAUCUCCUGGGAUGAGCGUGAAACGUAAGUGGUGACUAAUGUUGUUUACAUCCCAUUUGUGUAUUUACAUUCAUAAAUGUCCACAUUUUCAUAAUUCUGUCAACCCAGUUGGUGAUAGUUGAUUAUUCCUGAAAGCUCAAAGAUCCAUUCACUCCUGCUUCUAUCACUUUAUAUGAGCAUUCACCCUUUAGCUAUAUAAGUCACUGUGAUGCAGUAGUGUUGCAUCUCUUGUGAUGUCAAUCAUCUGGACAAGCAGGGACAAAGCAUCAAUAGACCAUGUUGACAUGACCCAUCUCUCUGGGCUUUAGGGGUAGCAGCCGCUCUUAUCCUCAGAGUCCCCUGUGACACCUUUCACUGAUCAACAAGUCAUCUGGAUCCAUUCAUACCACACUAACUAGACAGGGACACAACACAGAGGCAACAUUGAUGUAAAGUUUAAUUCUGAGUAUAGCUAAUCAUCCAAAGACAAUGGCAACUCUUCUUCUCCCAUCUCUCCCGUGUCUAUUUUGUCAUUUUAGAGGUUAAUAGAGGUUAACAGGAAGUGACACAUUGACUUUUUAAAAGAUGUUUAGAUGUAUUUUAAUGCAUCAUGAAUACCCCCCGCAAUUCCACUUAUUCCCAGCCCUGUAUCUAUCACCGUGGGGCUUAGGGUGGAUCCUAAAUGGCACCUUAUUCCCUAUAUAGCGCACUACUUUUGACCAGAGCCCAAUAGGGACUAUAGGGAAUAGGUUGCCAUUUAGAUUUGUACACUUGUGGAGCUCAGAUAAGCACAGCAAUGCAUUCAGCUGAGGCCCCAUCCACAUCCACAUCCCUUCCCUUCCCACCUGAGAAAAGCAGCCCAAGUCAAAAGAGUGAAGAAAAAAAGAGGAAGAGGAGAAAAUGUAAUUAACUCAUACACUUUCAGAAGGGACGGGGGUAGGAGAAGGGAGGGGGUACAUGCCUCCAGCCAAAUUAGAUUCAUUUUAGACAGCGGAUGUGAUUAAUGCCUAGAUGGAGGGAGGAGAGGGGGAAAUGGUAGAGAGGGAGAGAGGGAGAAGCCCUGGAUCAGAGUUUGGGUCAAUGUUUAUUUUGUGGAGCAGCACUUGCUUGGUUUUGAGGCAGGCUCACUGGGGAAAUGCCAUUAUUCAAGAUGUCCAUCCAUGCCCAACUGUCUAUGCUAUGCUACAGACACACAGAAGGAACAAUGCCUAGUCUACCCUCCACUUCACCUCACAAUUUCUAACCCAUCUGGGCGAUCUGAGAAAUCUAACAGGCAAGCAGGCAUUAAACUGUCCUGGCAGCAAAGCAAAGUCUCCUCUCCCAAUUGACUUUCCUGUUGACUGCAGUGACUACUGCUAUUUCCUCAUAGUCUCCCUAUGAUGCUUGAGAGUGUGUGGACUCAUGUCUGGGUAGGAGGGCUGGCUGGUGGUGGUGCUCUAUUUUAACAGGAUCACAGCCUUUCGCUCAGGCAGGCUCACCAGUUUGUGCCCAGGGCCAUGGUUCAACACCUCACACCCAUUCUCACUCCCUUCUCUCCUCCUGACACUCACAUCAUGUGAAACACUGCAAGGCGGCAGCAUCUGCUGCUGCACAGUGCAGCCAGAUAACUUUACCCCCAUGUGUCAUAAUAGGGACUGUGUCACAGAACUAAAUGUAGGAAAAGGGAUUGUUGCUGUCUGAGAUUGUUUAUUACAAUGUAUUUUAGUCAUUGAUGACAAGACUUUGCCCUUUGUCUCAAUACCUAAAACUGGAUAUUCUGGGAUGAAAAUCCAUAGUGGCCAUCUUAACUGAGAGUUAAAAUGAUACACAGUAGAUAUUCAAAAGGUUUAGAGAAGAUCCUAUGGCAGUCAUAGAGGUCAUGCAGUGAAGCGAUUCCCAUGCCCACACCAUAAAGCCAUGCAUGAUUUAGCAGAAGGGCACCAGUGAAAUCCAUUCUCCUCCACUGAAACCCCUCAUAUUUCUUAUUUUACUCAUACAUUUGAGAAAGUCCGCAAGAAAAAAUGGAUUCUACUGCUGCUUGGAAAAGAUGGUCAAGAAUAUAAAUUAGACAGAUUAUUUUUUAUGUUUUUGGUAUAGUAUUAGGGACAAUAAAGUGUUCAUCCCAUAGCAGGGUCAUCAUUUCAGGUGUAAGAACUACAAUUACAGAAUGAGUCCUAGUCACUCAUAGUCAUUAUAACAAAACAGUUUCUCUUGUGAAAGCAACAGGUUUAUUCUUAUAUAAUUUACAGUGUAAUAAGAAUGUAUCACAUAUCAUAUCAAUCCCAUUUCAGAAAUAUGAAUUCAUCUACAUUUCAAAUUACCAUGCAAAACUGCAAAUAUUCCCACCAUAUUUUAUGUGGUCUUUUUAUAGACUAGGCUACAAUGAAUCUUUUUGGAUAGAGAGGUUGAUUUGAGGCAUUUCUCAGAUAAAUGUUUCCUCUCUCAUAACCCGCUGUUCCCAUUCACUCUCGCCCUGUGCAGUUCUUCGCUGCUUGGAUCUUGGUCUGCGCGUAGCUGCAGAGCGGUCGGGGUAGAUUCAUUCAGAACCAAAUGCGUGUGUGACAGGCUCUCCACCUUCGCCAUUUUAGCGCGGAUAAACCCUGAUAUGGUAAGUGUUGCCUUUAUUUACCUUGUGUUUCUUUAAUGUUAACGUUCGUUAUGUGUGUGUGAUGGAAUAAUUAAAUGUAAACGUAGGCGUUGUUUUUCGAAUGGCUCUGUUUCGCGCUGCCACCCUCCCCUUCUUUGUCUCUGUGCAGGUGCCAUUGACCAUAGAUAGGUUUGAUAGACUGGUGAUUUUAAUGAUCAGAUAAAUAACUGUGCAACAAACAUGGCGACAUUCGAUACAUAUGGAAUGCCAUUUCUAUCAAAAUAACGGUCGACAAAUGGUAGGCUAAUAAUAGGCCUAAUCGUUACAUUUGAAAGAUGGUUUUCAAUUAGACUUAUUUUCUUAUUCAAAUAUGUGCAAAUAACAUUCCCGUGUGUGCAUUAAUAAUCGGAGGCAAUUCUGUGUAAUUCUUAUCAAUUGAAUGAAAUAGAUAAAUGAAUGUUUAAAAACAUAAAGCUAAAUAUUUUCAUUGUAACCUACAAAUAGAGUGAAUAGCUACAAGCGUCACCUGGAAAAUCACAUCAGAAUUUGUUCGACAUAUCAGAAAUGUGUCUACAUUUGUUCUUUAAAUCUAUUUUUUUUAUCAAGAUUAUUAAUUCAUGCAUUUUAGUUAUUCAAAUUCAUAGGGGGUUGCAUUGUAUAGUUUUCACAGCAUGCAUUGACUUGGUGUAACAUAUACUUUGAUUAGGGUAUUCAUUCUAUCAAUGAGCAAAGAGCUCUACUGCGCAAAGGCAAUGUGUAAUUGACCACAGUUUGGAUUGUGCCUCCAUUGCAGUUCACUCUCUAGUUGCCCUGGUAACGACUUCUGCGGCGCAAACUUGGUCUGUGUGAUUUUUUGUAACCCCCCCCCCCACGAACAAAACCAGACUUUCAAUCAACAGAUGGGUCAGGCUAUUACAAUUCAGAGAAAUGCAUGUUUGUCUCAGAUCGGUUUAAUUGCGCAUAUGAUUACCUUCCAUUCCACUGCAAAGAUCAGAUACUAACCUGUAGUGGGCCCAGCAGAAUAGAUAUACAGCAUGUCUAAGCCUAUACAAAUGCACAGUCAGUCAGUAUGCUUGGACUGCAUGAUUCAAUUGCAUCCAGCAAAAGAUGCUGCCAAUCUGAAAAUAAGAGAUGCAAUCUGGGCUUUGUUUGUCUCGAGACCUGUUGUCAUCGAUUUGAUUUGUCUGUUGCUGGUCUGGAAAAGAGAAAGGCAGCUACAGCGCCCCCUGUGUUUGUGAGAAGACAACAAAAGCAGCCACCCCUACUCCCCUAUAGUCGACGGCCAGCUACGCCAAUCAUUUAGUCUGCCAAUACUUCUGAAUCCUCUAUUACACCCCCCCCCAUCAUCUUCCCUCCCAACCCACCCCUAUGGGUCGCAUCAAGUCUCUCUGAAAAAUGCCAAAGACGCUGGCCAAUGAGAGGCAGAUGUCUAGUUGUGCAUUGAUGGUUCCACCCGCCCUACCAUCCUUUGAUGUGUGCCGUAGACAUUUUCAGAGGAGAGGAGAGAAGAGGAGAGCCAGACACUGCAGUUUUUCAGCUCUCAUUUGAUAAGGUCUGCUUCCUGGACCCUGCACCAAUGAGAACGUGUCUUGGACACAUGAUCAAAGAGGCAGAAGUGGCCCACCUAGUUAGUCAGUGAAGAUAACCUUGACCAAUGGACCCCAAUUAGAGCGAUGCGCACUGGGUAAUCAAUCCCUAUCACAAAUGAAAAUGCACACUUAAUAGGCACCAUAAAGGACUUUUUUUUCUCCGUCCUGAUUUUAGGUUUAGGAGAAAAUGGGAACAUUGGGAUUCCUUCAAGGGCAAAAGCAAGACAUGGCUCAUAUUUAGGUCAAACUCACAGGAUGAAUUACAGUUUCACUCAGUAGCCAAUAGCGAAAGGCAGCAUCAACCCAGAUAUACAGAUAGAUAGGGAGGGAGACAGUGAAGCUAGCAUAUUGCUGCCACAGUUAUUUUUCUCCCUGGCAUUAGCAAAAGGUGGAAGCAAAAGGCAGUUCAGCUCACCCCUCCGCUAUCUGCCAUCUGGUUUGGGAGUCUCUGAUGUAGUUGGAUUGAUUUCUAAACAAAUUUGCUGUGCUAAUUUAGUAUUUGGCUGCCGUAGGCCCUGGUUUGCCAGCUGUGCUGUGAUAUGAGGUACGUCCACGCAGAGAGCAGAUAGCGAUAGAGACAGCCCUCCAAGGCACCGCCUUCAUCCCCAUUUUACCCUCUCAGACAUUAUCUGCAAUGCCAAAGCAAUGUGGCUCUUUGUAUUUCCUAUGCUACAGACACAACAUUUUAUGGGUUUAUCAUAAAAAUCCAAUGGAGGGCGUAGCCAAUUUCAUUUUCCUUGCACUUCCUUGCAAUUUCAUUUUCCUUGCACAGGUUUAUCACAUUUGAAGCAUCGUUCUACUUUUUUUUUCUUCUUCAGCAUUUAGCUCACUCCUUAGCCUUUUUUCACCUCUUUAUAAGUGCCACAAUUCCUAACCCCUAUCAAAAUGCCUAAUUAGACUCUUCGCCUAUGAAGGCUUCCACCUUGGGCGCCUGAACAUGAUUCGACCGCGUCUCAUUUGCACCACGGUGAUGCAGAUUCAUCUAUGGUGUUAAAUUAACUCAACCCCCACAAAAUCUAUCAAAGCAUGUGGACGAAGCCCCAGCCAAUUAGCCCCAGCCAAUUAGCCCCAGCCAAUUUGCUGGUGGGAGCGGGUGGGGGGUACUGGGUCCCUCUCAUCACUGUUGGUGCCCUCGUGGCCCCACAGGUGAGUCAGCAGCAGGGCUAAUAGGGGUGCGACAUCCUCUCCCGUGUGCCCGCCGCUAAGGGUUCAGCGUGCCAGGCCUAUCUGAGACACAGGCGGGCACUUCCACUGGCACUAGCAGGGCACUAAGCUGCUGUCAGAGGCGUGGGAGGGCAGGGGGUGGCAGAUUAAUGCACAGGUGAUAACAGCCCACCUAUCCACUCCUGCAGGGAGGGGUAAUAUGACACUAGGCACACACACAGACACAGUAAAAAUCCCCUCAUAGACAGGCACAACGGCAUAUAAAUCUAUGCAGAUAUCAGCUUGUAAGGAUGGCUGGUGAUACGUAGAAGAUUACCACUGCAGCUAUAGCCACCACUGUGGCACCACAAUGGCAGGAGAAAAUAACAGCAAGCCACCACGCUGAAACGCCUGGGAUAUUUCUCUCUCUCUCUCUCUCUCUCUCUCUCUCUCUCUCUCUCUCUCUCUCUCUCUCUCUCUCUCUCUCUCUCUCUCUCUCUCUCUCUCUCUCUCUCUCUCUCUCUCUCUUACCCUCUGCUCAGUAGCGGGAUAUAUAUGUUCUGAAUCCUCCAUGCCUCAUUUGCUGGUUCAAAAGCUCAAUGGGAAAACGCAGUGACCUCGGCCAAGUCUUUGGCUCACCGCUCCAUCUUUCUGACACGUUCACCUUGGGGUCACCUUGCCUUAGCCGUGGCCUAAUUGUGCCAUUCAGCCGUCUGCUGUUCCAGAUAGUGCAGCAGAGAGCAGACUCACUGCCAGUGUUUGUGUGUGUUUUCAUGCGUUAGCCUUUUUCGUGUGUGUUUGCUGGUGUGCAGCAUAGUAAGGGAAUGUGUUGUCGUGUCUUGUCUCCUCUACAGAACAUGGAUAAGAAUCUGCUUCCCUCUGUGACGCUCAUCGUAGGCUGUGGGGUCUCCUCUCUCACCCUUCUGCUCCUCAUCAUCAUCUAUGUCUCCGUCUGGAAGUAAGUGCCCCCUGGAAGCAAAACCACCUUUAGAAAUGUCAGUAGUAUCAUAUUUCUUUGUGUGCGCAACACGCUUUGUCUUCCCCCCAUUCUCACACUCUCCUUUUCGUCCUCCAGGUAUAUCCGCUCGGAGCGCUCAGUGAUCCUCAUCAACUUCUGCCUGUCCAUUAUCUGCUCCAAUGCCCUCAUUCUGGUUGGACAAACCCAGGCUCGCAACAAGGUAGGGCACAAUUCUAACCAAUCCCCACUCUCCUUUUUCUUCUUCUCUAUGGCUUUGACUGCUUUGAGGCCUUGAAGAUUAACCGCACCACUGACACCAUUUUUCUCUCACUCUCUUUCUCUCUUUCCCUCCUUCCUUCAGGUGGUGUGUGGAAUGGUGGCCGCCCUCCUUCACUUCUUCUUCCUCUCAUCUUUCUGCUGGGUGCUGACGGAAGCAUGGCAGUCCUACAUGGCUGUCACGGGCCGCCUGCGCAACCGCAUCAUCCGCAAGCGUUUCCUCUGCUUGGGCUGGGGUACGUACCCUAAUAAAUGGCUUUCUGUCUGUCACUGCGUCUGUAUUUCUGUCCAUAGAAAUAUAAUAACUAGAGUGGGCAUCCCCAUUCAAAGUGUAAAUAAAGUAAUCAUUUGUUUAUGACUCUGUCACUGUGUCUAUGUAUCUGUCUUUCCUCUUCCAGACUUCACCUAAUUCCAACCAUCUUUCCAACCAUGUUUUCCUGUAUUUCUGCCAUUUAUUUCUCAUUCAAUCCUAACUCUGUUCGUUCUCUCUCCCUCUCUCUUAUAGGACUCCCUGCUCUGGUGGUGGCUGUGUCUGUUGGAUUUACCAAGGCUAAAGGAUAUGGCACCGUCAACUAGUAAGUUGAACCUAAAUCUGUCUCUUCCUCCCCACCUCUCUCUCUCUUUCUUCCCCCCUCUCUCUUUCUCUCUAACUCCCUUUCUCCAGCUUAUGUAAUAAUUGCUCUUGUUCUGUCUGUUCCCUGUAGCUGCUGGCUCUCGCUGGAGGGUGGACUCCUCUACUCGUUCGUUGGACCCGCUGCUGCUGUUGUUCUGGUAUGUAUCCAUGUAUAUCUACAAUUAUUUUAAAAUACAUAAAAAUACUUAUUAAUGAAUGCUUUACCAUACAUUAUCUUAUGACAUAUAGUAGUUAAACCAAUUGCUAAUCAUUGCUAACCAUAUUGUUUAGCAUUGUUAAACCCAUUGCUCACUACAAUUGUCUUACUCAUCGUGUCUUUAACUUCUUUUGAACAGGUGAACAUGGUAAUUGGUAUCCUGGUCUUCAACAAACUGGUGUCCAAGGACGGCAUCACUGAUGUCAAACUGAAGGAGCGAGCGGGAGCGUCACUGUGGAGCUCCUGUGUGAUUCUGCCCCUGCUGGCCCUCACCUGGAUGUCCGCUGUCCUGGCCAUGACCGACCGCCGCUCCGCUCUCUUCCAGAUCCUCUUCGCUGUCUUUGACUCCCUAGAAGGGUUCAUAAUCGUCAUGGUGCACUGCAUCCUGCGUAGAGAGGUAAGCACAAUGUUUUCAAGUUGAAAGUUAUUUUCCUAUGUUUUUGUUUGUAUUGAAGGGUGUUUCAGAAUGUAGCUGACUGUUUGGUCAUUUCGCCACCAUUCUAAUAGGUCCAAGAGGCAGUGAAAUGCAGAGUAGUUGACCGUAAGGACGAUGGCAAUGGAGAUUCUGGCAGUUCCCUCCAAAAUAGCCACCACACCCAGCUCAUGGUGAGUGUCUUUGGUUAUGCUUAUAGUGUCUUGAAUGAAAUCGUUAUGAAUUAAUGAAUGAAUCUUGUGUUUUCAAUGUAAAUCAGUACUAAUUAAACCAUCACUUUGUAUUUUGUUUUACAGUCUGAUUUCGAGAAGGAUGCUGACUCCAACAGACCUGGUGAGCCUCUUUCCUUUCAUUACUCUCCUAACCAUUUUUCUAUUCACUUACUUAAAUGCCCUUUCAUUCCUGGAGGGCAUUUAUUUGUCAAUUUAGAAUGAAGAUAUUUUAGAGGCAUGUUGCUACUUAAGGAAAACAUUUCAGCAAAUCUAUUAUUUACAUUUGACCAUCCUUUCAAUCAAUGUGAAUCAACAGACAUGCCCAGCAUGAUUGUACUGUAAGUGCACUCUCUUACCUAUUUGCCCCCACCCCUCCUCUCUAUUCUAGGUGGUAUGAGCUCCUCCUGUGAGGAGAAGAUGCCCCUCCCACCUCAGCUGCCUCUCCCCAUGAGCUCCAACUUCCACACCCUGCCCUCCCACACCACCAAGGCCCACAUGCAGGCCGUGCCCGAGUACUCCAGCCACACCCUCACCCUGAAGAGGGAGAAGAGUCGGCUGCAGGGCGGCAUGGACCCGUCCUCCUGCGGGAAACCCGUCUACGUGCGCGACGGCGAGCUCUUCCAGCAGCUGGAUGCCGACCUGGCACGUGGCCAGGCGGAGGGAAGCUGCCCCGACGGUAGCAGCUACUUGCUCCUGCCCAACACCACCUCCACCCUUCGCAAGGCCAAAGAGGACCUGUCCAAGUACAACAUCAGUGUGGAGAAGCUUCCACAGACCAGGCUGGUUCAUCUCAGCGGGCCCUUCGCUGAGCCCCAGGCCGCCUUCGGACUCAAGACGCUACCGUCUGACCGGGUCAGCGUAUCCUACUCGGAGAGGGACUCUCCCGUCCAGAACAUACACAACAUGUCCAGCGAGUCUCACAUCACCCACAGCAGCCUAGGAGACACCUUCGACUCCAUGAACUCCAUGAUGUCCAAGAGCGAGACCAUCUCCACACUGUCCAUGAGCUCCUUGGAGAGACAGAAGUCCCGUUAUGCUGAAUUAGAUUUCGAGGUAUGUAUCUGUAUGUAACCAAGACAAUGUUGUUAUAUAACAAAUACUUUAUUAUCAUGUUAAUAUAACAUCUGUAAACUUGUAAAAAACAUGUAAUAACUUCAAAGAGCUAAAUGUAAGCAAUCUCAAGUGCAUAUUUGUAUAUUAACCAAUAAUCUGGAUAGAAUUAAUCAGUAGGAAAUUAAAUGUGUCUAAAAUGGGGUUAUUUUGUGCCAUUUGCUGACCUACUAUUCUUAUUCCCAUGUGUCCUGUAGAAGAUAAUGCACACAAGGAAACGUCACCAAAACAUGUUCCAGGACCUCAACAGGAAAUUACAUCACGCUGAGAAACAAGACAGAGAGUCCCCUGCUUCAGACAGCAAGGUAAAUAAUCCUAUAGAAAUCUAUUUUACAGUGUACCUACAGAUUCACAUACAGUUAUUAGUAUUUUUAUUUAAGAUAAAUACAUCAGAAAAGAAAUGGGUAGUCGCUAGGCUAGACAACAUUAACAAAUAGAGAAUGAGAGAGACCAUUCCAAGCCAUGAAACAUCUUUAAUCAGAUUCGUCAUGCAGACAUGCUGAGUCUUUAUUUACAUAAAAGUAUUGUUCUGGAAGAAAACUUGACCUCAGCAAACCAUAUUGACCUCAGCUAUCAUUGAAAUAGCAUUAAUAGUCUUUUAAGAUCAGUUAAAUAAUUAUGUUUUCUUUUAUUCUUCCUAACAGUCUGUGAGAUGGAGUGUGUCCUCUGGAGGAAGUGACAAAACUAACCACAGCGUGAGUCCUAUUACCCAUAUUGGUCUAACUGACUUAAUACGCCUUUUAAGGCAUUUUAAAUAGGGCAUACUCAGCAUUGCAAUGCACUAGCCCCCCAGUAUUAGAGGAACAGUUCGUCCACAUUACACAAUUACAUCAUUAUUUUUAAGUUAUCUUAAAGGUAGUUAAUGACUAGUCGAUUGACAGUUGAUUGAUUAAACAAGGAAUACUACAAUAACUGACCCUUGGUCUGCCUAUCAACCAGAUUCACAAUUUUCAUUACAAUAUAGGUCCAGCUUUAUUGCAUUGAAUGUAUCGAAUCCAAUGUGGGUCUAUUGAUGAUACCAAUACUCAUGGCCUUCCUCUUUUCACCUUAUCAGGACAAGCAGCAGCCACAGGUGGAGAGACCAUGGGAGGGGAUCCAGAGGACCCAGCACUCUCCCCCCGCCUGGGUGCGGAAGGACCUGGAGCCCCUGGCCGCGUCACCCCUGCAUAUGCAGCAGGUGGAGUGGGAGAAGGCUGGAGCCACCAUCCCAAUGGUCAGCCAAGAUAUCAUCGACCUGCAGACGGAGGUCUGAGAGGAGGAGCCUGAGAUUGUUCCUUAUAGUUCAACCUUGGUCACCUAUUCUAUUGGUUGGAGGAAAAGAAGAGCCAUGGAUCCACAUGGAUAGAGUAGAGGAAGCCAAGAACAAACGAGUGAAGAGAGGAGGGGGAAGAGAUAGCUGAGAGAGUGUUGAACCCAGAAUCCAUGUCUUCAAACCCUCAGAAAGAGAAGGAUGGAGAGAUGGAAGAAGGAAGGCUAUUGUGUUGUGCUGUAGGGAUUUUGUUUUCCAGCAAGGACUUGAUAAUGAGCAACACUAGAGAAGCACUGUGAUACUGACUGGCGGUUAAUGUCAGUUAGUGACGGAUGGUUCCAAGGACUGGUUCUGGUUCUGUUCGCGGUCCGACCACUGAGAGGUUUCUUACCGACUGGGCUCAGGAGAGGUGUGGUCAACAUGGUUAACAUGCAGUCAACAUGCCCCUUUGACUCGUUUUAAAACGGUGGGUCUCACUUUACCCGGGAGCUCCAACCAAAACUAACAUUUUUACGCUUGUGUUUGCGGCCAAGGCAUCUUCCAAGUUAGCUAGGACAAGGCAAGAGGAGCAGACUGGACUCCCUUCAGACUUGGGGUCUGACUCAAUGCUGUGGUUUAUCAAUCAAGGCUUGAUCAUGCUAACAGAGCUGAGCAUUAUUAUUGUUAUUAUUAUUAUU